AUGAUCGACCACUCCCUUCUGCACCCCACCAUGACAGACGUCGAUAUUCUUCAAGGCCUCGCCAUCGCGAAAAAGUACGACGUCGCCACAGCCUGCGUCAAACCAUAUGCUAUUUCCAUGGCUAAGCAGGAACUUCAGGACAGUAAUGUCAUGGUCUGUCCCGUCAUUGGCUUUCCGCAUGGGAACAGCAGCACUGCCGUCAAGCUUUUCGAAGCUGAAUCGGUUACUUUUCAAGGCGCUAAUGAGGUCGACAUGGUCGUCAAUAUUGGCAAAGUACUCGGCGGUGGCUGGGAAUAUGUUGCUGAAGAGAUUCACCAAGUCAACAAUGCCGUUGUCAAAGGCGGGGCUAUUCUGAAAGUCAUUUUUGAAAACGACUACUUCAAUGAGGAACACAUUGGGUACCUUUGCAAGAUCUGCACGGACAUUGGAGUGGCUUUUGUCAAAACAUCAACCGGUUAUGGGUUCGUCAAGCAGGCCAACGGCAUGUAUAAUUACAAGGGUUCCACUAUUCCUCAUCUGAAGCUUAUGGUAGGGAAAUCUGGCAAGGAUGUCCAGGUUAAAGCUUCUAGAGGCGUUCGCACCCUCGACGAUUUGCUACAUGUCAUGUCGCUAGGCGUUACACGGAUCGGUGCUACAGCUACAGUUGCGAUUAUGGAGGAAGCGGUUAAGAGAGGCAUCACGGACCAGCCUAGUAAGUUUACGUUCAAGCCCAUGGCCGACAGCUCAGUCGGAGGAUACUGA
This is a messenger RNA of Fusarium musae, 741 nucleotides long. RefSeq lists its product as uncharacterized. The transcript has a single exon. Gene Ontology annotation, molecular function: deoxyribose-phosphate aldolase activity. The coding region runs from base 1 to 741 and encodes 246 amino acids. The record is from RefSeq and is a predicted model, not a curated record. Gene Ontology annotation, biological process: deoxyribonucleotide catabolic process; carbohydrate catabolic process. Gene Ontology annotation, cellular component: cytoplasm. NCBI's taxonomy places the organism in Eukaryota, Fungi, Ascomycota, Sordariomycetes, Hypocreales, Nectriaceae.